ACAAGUACACGUGUCCACAACCCUUUUUGUAACUCUCCGAUUCUCUGUCUUCUUGAAAUUCCACAAUUUCACUAUACAUUGCUCUUUAAAAUGGUUCUAUAGGAGACCACUUUUGUUCUCCGCCUUGUAAAACAUCCUGGACCAGAAAUAAAGAUUGCUCAAUGGAAUAACAAAAACAUAAGCAUGCUUAAGUUUCUUACAGCCAUUUUCAAUAAUCACUCAACAUUCCUCAGAUAUUUCCUUGAGUAAUUAUUGAAAAUUUUAUUUUAUAGUAAUUCGUUGUGGCAACUAAUUUGUUUCAGAUAUUGGUUUAUGGGAAAUAUAUGGAGUCGUUUGGUUUUCUGUGAGUAGCUUUCUGAAGAACAUAACUGAUAUUCGUUGCCAUGGCCGAAAAAGAUGUUACCUUGUCGGAAAAUGGGAGUAUGCCACUCUUCGUAUUCUUUAAAGAUGUCAGGUCAGUGUUUAAUCUAGACAAUCUCGGCCUGGAAAUAGCAAGGAUUGCUCUGCCUGCAGCACUCGCUUUGACAGCUGAUCCUAUUGCAUCUUUGGUAGAUACUGCUUUUAUCGGCCAAAUCGAAUUGGAAAAUAGCAGCUUCGAGAUAGUUAAGGCUGAGCCUGGCAAGAAGCAGAUUGCAUCUGCAUCAUCUGCAUUAAUCAUCGGGGGCAUUCUUGGCAUAAUCCAAGCCGCAUUUCUGAUUCUUGCAGCUAAACCUUUACUAAGUUUCAUGGGAGUCAAACCACAUUCGUCAAUGGCAGACCCAGCACAACAGUACUUGAAGCUGAGAUCACUUGGGGCACCAGCAGUUCUUUUGUCAUUAGCUAUGCAAGGAGUUUUUCGUGGAUUUAAGGAUACUAAAACCCCGUUAUACGCGACUGUGAUUGGAGAUUUGACCAACAUAAUUUUGGACCCCAUAUUUAUCUUUGUAUUCAAAAUGGGAGUUAGAGGCGCGGCUGUUUCGCACGUUAUCUCUCAGUACUUGAUUUCACUAAUACUCUUUUGGAGAUUGAAGGAGCAAGUGGACCUUGUGCCUCCUAGUCUCAAAUAUUUGCAAUUCGGCCGAUUUCUUAAAAAUGGUGACACUAAACUACCAAAUGUAGGCUUCUUGUUGCUCACGAGAGUGAUAGCCGUGACAUUUUGUGUGACCUUAGCUGCAUCAAUGGCUGCAAGGCUUGGACCAACACAAAUGGCUGCAUUUGAGGUCUGCUUUCAAGUAUGGUUUGCAACUUCUCAUCUAGCCGAUGGUUUGGCUGUUGCUGGGCAGGCAAUACUUGCAAGUGCAUUUGCUAGAAAGGACUACAGUUGGGCAACUGUCACUGCUUCCAGAGUACUACAGCUGGGUUUGGCUUUGGGGCUGUUUUUGGCUAUCGUCCUCGGAUUUGGACUACAUUAUGGAGCAAGAAUAUUUACCAGUGACAUUAAUGUUCUUCGCCUUAUUGGUGUUGGAAUCCCGUUUGUUGCAGCAACUCAACCUAUCAACGCAUUAGCCUUCGUUUUCGAUGGAGUCAAUUUCGGAGCGUCUGAUUUUGCGUAUUCAGCCUACUCAAUGGUUACAGUGGCUAUUGUAAGCAUCAUUGUUCUGCUCAUUCUUUCAUCAAGCAACGGGUUUGUCGGAAUCUGGAUUGCGUUGACAAUAUAUAUGAGCUUAAGGGCACUCGCUGGAUUUUGGAGAGUUGGGACUGGGACAGGGCCCUGGGAGUUUCUGAGGAGCUGAUUUAUAUAUCAAUCAUGCAAUAAUGCAGCUUUUUGGUGGGGUUUCAGCUCUGAGGAUGUGUUAGAAGUGUUAUAUGUAAAGGAAUAAGUUGUUAUUUUUGUUGGGUUUAUAGCAUAAGAUAAGAUUUUGUUAUAGAAUGGAGAAAAUGAGGAUGUAAUAUGGACAUAUAUGUGCUGCAAGAAAAGUGGAUAUCUGGUUCCAAACAUAAAUUCCAAGCCUGAGUUCAACACCCAAACAUGCAGUCAAGUAAAACUUUACAUGAGUAAAAGGAAAAAAAACAUGGGUCAUACUGAGGAAAACUCAUAAUCCUCCAUGGUAAAACUCUGAGUUGGUACCAUUUUGUUCUGCAAGGUUGAUAUCCCCAUUCUCACCUUAUUAUGGAAAUGCUAGAGAACUAUGGUUCUGCUUCUGGUUAUGCAGUUAACCUUGAAAAG
Striga asiatica is the source of this 2146-nucleotide messenger RNA. Lineage: Eukaryota; Viridiplantae; Streptophyta; Magnoliopsida; Lamiales; Orobanchaceae. The record is from the annotation of a GenBank genome assembly.